GGGAUGGAUCUAUGCUAAUACCAUGGGCCUUGCAUUCUGUGAUUGGUCACAAUUAUUUUUGGCGAAAACUGAGUAAGGUGGCGCGGUGGCCUCAAGCGUUCUGUGCUGUCACGCUGCUCUCAGGAUGAGUCGCGGUGGGGGGAUCCUUUCCUGGAGAAAGGCGUCCCUGCUUUGCUCCUUGCUGCCCAAUGGCUCCCUCGCGAGGAAGCAGCGUCCCUCUGUUCUCGGAUCGGUUCUGUUCUUGGGAAUCAAGAGGCUUAUUUCCACAGCUAAGUCCAUACCUCGGAUAUGUAUUGUAGGCAGUGGACCUGCUGGAUUCUACACAGCACAACACCUCCUGAAGCACCACAAACUAGCUCAGGUGGAUAUAUAUGAGAAACUGCCAGUACCCUUCGGUCUGGUUCGUUUUGGAGUAGCCCCAGACCAUCCAGAAGUAAAGAAUGUGAUCAACACAUUUACGCAGACGGCACGAUCUGAUCGCUGUUCCUUUUACGGGAAUGUGACUGUAGGGAAGGAUUUAACUGUGGAGGAGCUGCAGAAAGCGUACCAUGCAGUGGUUUUGAGCUAUGGAGCCGAGGACAAUCGAACCCUUGGGAUUCCAGGGGAGGACCUUUCAGGAGUCUAUACCGCCAGAGCAUUUGUGGGAUGGUACAAUGGCCUGCCUGAGAACAGAGAUCUGAAACCAGACCUGAGCUGUGAAACUGCUGUGGUCCUAGGGCACGGGAAUGUGGCUCUGGACGUCGCCCGGAUUCUCUUAUCGCCUCUUGAAAUACUUCGGAAAACCGACAUCACAGAAGAGGCGCUGGCAGCCUUGGCCUGCAGCAAAGUCAAGCGGGUGUGCCUUAUAGGGAGGAGGGGUCCCCUCCAGGUGGCUUUCACCAUAAAGGAGCUGCGGGAGAUGAUCAACAUGCCUAGUGCUCGACCUCACCUAGAUCCUGCAGACUUCAGAGGCCUUGUUGAUGAUGUUAAAGAUGUUCCCAGGCCUAGGAAGCGGCUGACUGAGUUGAUGGCCAAAACGGCUUUAGAAGAGCCUGGGGAGGUGAUGGCUGGCCGUUGGGUUUUGGCAUCCCGAGAGUGGAGCCUGAAGUUUUUGCGCAGCCCGCUGGAAGUGUUGCCCGGUGCUGAUGGAAAGCGGGCCAGAGCGAUCCGAAUGGCUGUCACCAGGUUGGAAGGUUCAGGAGACACUGCUAAGGCAGUUCCCACGGGAGACAUUGAAGACCUGAUGAGUGGGUUGAUUCUCAGCAGCAUUGGAUACAAGAGCCUCCCAAUUGACCCAGUUGUACCCUUUGACCCCAAGCAAGGUGUUAUCCCUAACCAUUUGGGCAGAGUUCUUGGGGCACCAGGACUCUACUGCAGUGGCUGGGUAAAGAGGGGCCCCACAGGUGUAAUCAUCACCACUAUGAAUGAUAGCUUUGACACAGCCCAGUCUGUGCUGGAGGAUCUACAAUGUGGUGCAUUGGACGUUUCCGAUGGCAAGGAAGGAUUUAACUUGGUGAGGAGCAUCCUUCAGUCGAGAUGGGUCCACCCAGUUUCCUUUUCGGACUGGGAGAAGAUUGAUGCUGCUGAAGUGGCAAGAGGCAAGCUGGCAGGGAAGCCUCGGGAGAAGAUGGUAGAUCCAAAAGAAAUGCUUGAAUUGAUAGGUCCCUGAGAUACUGUUGAGAACUGGCCAAGAGCUAUCUGUGUUAUGGCCGUGCAGCUCUCAAAGGUGCUUGGACACAAAAGACUGUGAAAACUAUCAUUCAUCAUCCUACGGAUGCGCCGAAAACGGAGAACAUGGUAUGCGGUAGUGAGAGGCAGUACUGGCUCUGGACUUUGAAAGUGAUGUGAAUAUGCUGAAAACGUCUUGCUGCAACUAGCAGUGGGGUUUGGCCCAGACCACUGCCUGUCUUCAUUCUCUUUUCACAAGGGAUCUCUCUGUGUGUGUUUUUCCUGGUCCUUACACCUGGUUUAGAGUCCUGUUCCAAGAAGCCUUGGCUGACUUCUCUCUCUGCUGUAAUCAUUGCAGAAAAAGCGGCCUGUAAAUUGUUAAAGCGAGCAAUUUAAUAUUCAGGGCUUUCUAAGUGCCUUACUUGUUCCUGCAGGGUCACUUCUUUGUUUUGCCCUGUUCACAUCUCCACAUAAUGAGGUUAACACAAACCAUCUUAACAAGACAAAGCCAGGCAUAAUCCCCCCCCCCCGUAAUUAGAAAAUCCUGAUGACUUUUUGCCAUUGCUGCUUCUGACAUAAUGAAAUCCUUCAUAGAGCACUCCAUUUGCACCCUGAUUAAAACAUGCUGGAUGUGAACAUAAAACCAAGUCAAAAAACGUCAGAGAGAGGAACUAAAACUUGGAUGAAUAAUCAUAAGGAGAAGCCAUAUAGGACAGGCAGCUUCAGUCAUCUUUAUCUUUCACCCUGAAUCUCAAAUUAUUCCUUCCCACCCACAGCUCAUCUUUGAUGUCAGAUUGCAGAUUAUAUAACCAUUUUAAAAUAAAGCUCUUUCUCAAACAGAAAGUGAACCUGGGUCAGCAGACUCGAAUCCAGCUUUCUUAUCUAGCAUAUGUGCUUUAGCCUUAACACAAGCUGGCAAACCUACAGCAGGAGCAAGCCGGAGAGCUGGAAGCUACAAGGCUGCUCUUUGCAAACUUGAACGAUCCUUGCCAAUUUCAAGCACAAGCUCACUGUCAAUAAAUCAUGGGAGAUUCUCUUUUCUUGUUGGAAGCUCCAACAGAAGUUGAAUUACUGCUGCCAAUAAAGGAACACACAUGCGUGAUUAA
Messenger RNA from Rhineura floridana, 2753 nucleotides. RefSeq names its product NADPH:adrenodoxin oxidoreductase, mitochondrial-like. Lineage: Eukaryota; Metazoa; Chordata; Lepidosauria; Squamata; Rhineuridae. The record is from RefSeq and is a predicted model, not a curated record. Bases 125 to 1648 code for a protein of 507 amino acids. Gene Ontology annotation, cellular component: mitochondrion. Gene Ontology annotation, biological process: ubiquinone biosynthetic process. The transcript is spliced from 12 exons.